Molecule: messenger RNA, 1171 nt
Organism: Parus major (Great Tit)
Lineage: Eukaryota; Metazoa; Chordata; Aves; Passeriformes; Paridae
Gene: SMIM11
Product: small integral membrane protein 11A
Exons: 2
Coding region: 208-396 (62 amino acids)
Source: RefSeq, a predicted model, not a curated record
CCUGGAGGUCAUUGGGGGUUGCUGGGGACGAGCCCUCAGAGGGGCAGGGUGAACUCAGCAGCAGCUUGCCUAAUUAUCUUUUAAUUUCUAUUUCUCCAAGAGUUCAUUCUGCUUUCUUUCUUUCUUUCCCAUUUCUCCAAGAUGCUCCUGCCCUGCCCUGUGCCUCCAGGAGUGUGACCCCCCAGUCCUGGGGCACCCACAGCUGAGAUGGUGGCCUUUAACUGGAAGGCUCUGGAGAACUUCCCACUGCUGAUGUACAUUUUGGCAGCUAAAACACUGAUCCUUUGCUUGGCCUUUGCUGGAGUCAAAAUGUACCAGAGCAAGAAAAUCGAGGAGAAACUGAAGAGGGAACGAGAAGAGAAGCUGAAAGCAGAAGCAGAGAAGAAGGAUGAGUGAAGAGUUCCUCAGGUGUGGAAUUGAUCCCUGGGCUUUGAGAAUGCCCUUGUUCCUCUCAGUGGGAUUGAUUUGGAAUGUGAAACUGGAAUAUUUGGGACUCAUUCUUUGUGGGACUUGCAUGAACCACUGUCCUGUUUGAGGAUAUUUUAGCACAAUAUUCCCUCUCUGUUUUUAUCUCCCUGGAUUUCCAUGCCUGAUUCACAAAGAGGGGGGAUAAAUUUGGAAUAACUGCAGGGGAGCAGCCAGGCAGGAUGCUGCAAUCAGAACUCUGGGCCUCAAGGCACAAAAUAAAGAGAGAAAAUAAUCAGCCUUUCUAGAUGAGGAAUUAUUGACAGCUUGGGGGUGGUUUGGCUGGGAAGGGCAAAUUCCACACCUGGAAUUCCCAAAGGGACAGGUUAUGCCAUGGAACAUCCACCAUGUAGAAUUCCCUGAGAAAAAUGCACAUUCUUCUGCUUGAAAUAGCAAAAUGAACAUUGCAAAUUUCCCUAAAUUUGGGAUUUUCCUUCUGAAAUUCCCAAGUUCCUCCCCUCUGUUUCCAAAGCUGAAACAAUCCCUGCUUCCUUGGAGCAAAUCCAUGAGCAGAAUGAGUCCUGCCUGCUGCUUGGAUUCUGUUCCCUGCCUUGCUUGUCAUUUUUUUGGAGCAGUUUGCUUCACUUCUCCCUGUUCUGCAGCAAAAUGGGAAUUCUAUUCCUGCCUGCCCUUUGGAAGCUCAGUGGGAGUUUGAUGUCAUGUUGCUCUUUAUUGAAAUAAAUUCUUCUUUCCCUUUCUGAGGUCA